This is a messenger RNA of Plectropomus leopardus (leopard coralgrouper), 3838 nucleotides long. It is a transcript of the gene vash2, whose product is annotated as vasohibin 2. Gene Ontology annotation, cellular component: cytoplasm. The record is from RefSeq and is a predicted model, not a curated record. Lineage: Eukaryota; Metazoa; Chordata; Actinopteri; Perciformes; Serranidae. Gene Ontology annotation, biological process: regulation of angiogenesis.
GAUACAGGGAGCACGGCAGGUAGCUUGUAUGUCCGUUUUAGCCCUUAUGAUUUAAUCAUGUAAGGGACUGAGGAUGCCUUUUUAAUCAACAUGAAGCCGGAUUUUCUGGGAAGGUAGUUGAUACCGAGGCGCCGUGCAGGCUGCUGACGGGGAGGAAUGCACAGAGGAGGUUAUUUUCCCGGACUGGGGGGGCGGGAGGCAACGGCCCCCGCAGUGUUGUGAGGAUUGUUUUUAGCUAGCUAGCAAAGGAGAGGGGUUUCCGGCUGACGUUUUCAAAAUAAAAAAGCUCCAAAGAAAACAGGAUCAGUUUCGUUGAAUUUUUAAGAUAGAACUUUUUUAACACGCUUAAACCUGUCACAAACGAAGAGGUCAUUGGAUUUAUGAGUUUGCUGCAACAACUCGUGGUAUUUUCUACAAAUAAACGACAUAACAAAACGUACUGCUUUUACUUUAAAGGGGAAAUGUAUCUUCUUCCCAGCCCAGCGGUUGUUGGGUCUUGCUAACUUGACACAUACAAGAAGGGGUGAAGUUACAAAGCCUCGGACCAAAACAAGACUUUACAUCUUGGAGUGGACAACGCCGCCUGCGUAUGAAUGGGACCUACCUCGUGUCACUGUGUUUUUUUCGAGUCAAAUGCCUUUUAAACUGCGAGGCCUGUCUUUUCUCUAAAAUCAGAGCCCCGGUGGAAAACACGGUUUGCUGUGGAUGAUCAACAUGUGCUGUCGACCGCUGACAUACAAGACCAAGCUCUUGUAGCUAGAGGAGGAUUACUUUCCCUAACUUUUCCUCCAACUCCUGGUCCUCCUGCGAUCAAUGACCGGACCCAACUCCCCAAGCCGGACGGCCACCACCCCGGCCAAGCUGAGCAGGCAUGGCCGGUCCAAGAGCACCAGCUCGCACUGCCUCCUCCGCUGCAGCACCCAGGAGGAGUCCUCCACCUCCCCCCCUAAUAACAGCCCUCGGUCCCCUGGGGAAGAAGAGGAGAAGGAUGGAGGGGUUCUUUUUUAUGUGAACAGGACAGGUUUUCCCAUCGAGAGUGUAACGUGGGAGAGGAUGUGGUCCCAUGUGGCUGCUGUGCACCCUGAGGGUCAGGAGAUGGUGGACAGGAUACGAAAUGCUGCAUACCUUCCCAAGCAUCCCGUUCCCUCAGUCCCGACCUUCAAACCGUCCAUGUCGGUCCCAGAUUGGCUGGUGGCCAUCCAGAACUACAUGAAGGCUCUGCAAUACAACCACACAGGAACCCAAUUCUUUGAAAUCAAGAAGAGUCGUCCGCUGUGUGGGUUAAUGGAGACAGCAAGAGAGAUGAUCAGAGAGUCUUUGCCAAUCAAAUGCCUCGAAGCCGUCAUCUUGGGAAUCUACCUGACAAAUGGGCUGACAUCUCUGGAGCGUUUCCCCAUCAGCUUUAAGACCCAGUUUUCGGGACACUGCUUCCACCAUGUUGUGCUGGGUGUCUACUGCAACGGCCGCUAUGGGUCACUUGGCAUGAGCCGUCGUCAGGACCUGAUGGACAAACCACUGACACACCGCACGCUAGGGGAACUGGUGGCCGAGUUCGAGAGCUCCUACAAGAGAUACCAGCACACACUGAAGAAGGUAAAGAUCGGCCUGUAUGUGCCUCACGACCCACACGUCUUUCAGCCGAUCGAAUGGAAGCAUCUGGUACUGAAUGCCGCUCGACUGGGAGCUCAGGAGAUGAGAAAGGAAUUGGAGAAACAUGGCCGGGACAUGAGGAUGAAGAUCCUUAAAUCGUCCAGUGCCCAAUCACCAAUCAAGGAGCGGAGCCGGGGGAAAUCCUUAUCACCACGGCGACGGCAGAGCAGUCCCCAGCGACGCUUCACACACCGCAGAGACAAAUCGCCGGCCUCAGUGGAGAGGAAACCUCCUGAGCUUAGCACCCUCAGUGACGGCUACCAGAUCCGCAUCUGAUCCCCUUCAUUACCUCCCAAAUCCAUCCAGCCUUCUCCUGAGGAGUUACUACCUGCCACCAACGCUUUCAGAAGAGGUGUCACUGCAGCUGGAGCGAUUUCACACAGACAAGGUGGCUGAUCAACACACAAAAAAUGUUACAAGAGCUUUUCUGAGCUGGAACGGGAUGAACCUCUUUGAAGCUGAGAAUCAGACUGCUUUAAACUUAACAGAUAACUCUUUGGUAGCAAUGGAUCCUUGACAACAGCCUGGUUAUCAAACACCUGAGAGCAGCAGCUCUUUCUCUUAUACUGUCACAAUUCAGUCAUGUAGCUGAAGCGUUUACCCUCUGACGCUAAGUUCAGAAGAAGCUACAUGAGUGUAUUGCUAUAUUUAAAACAUUUCAAUUAACUGGCAGGAAAAUUAAAAGCUGAGAGCUGUCAUGUCCUGACAUUGGAUUUAACUAAGUAUUUCUGUGACCCCUGAGUGACAAUGUUCCUUCAAGAAGGGCAACAACAGGAAGUGGGAGAGAAGAAAGGGUAGACAUUUUCUAGUACAAAUAGGUGAGCGUAUUCUUUAGUGGUUGAGUAAGACAAGUUGCCAUGGUGGAAGAGUCAUAACAAAAAAAAAUAGUUUCUCUUUGCACACAACAGACUUAAUAUAUGAUUUAUAAGGGAGGUUUUGACAUUUUAUCAUUUUAAAUGAUUAAUUAUCAUAAUGGCACCUCAAUAGCACAAUUUUACUACUGAGAAUUUAGACAGUUGAUAUUUUUUGUCAGGGUUUGAAGCAGCAAUUACUUUACAGGGUUUCAUUUUGUUGUCAGUUUCCCAUCAUGGCAGGCCUUGAGACUACAGGGAGGCAGAUAUGAAGGAAGAAUGAGAUUCACGGGUGUAGGUGUUCUUAUUACACUUAACUCUCACAUGCCUGCUCAACUGCUGCAGCACUUUGGCUUUAAUGAAAAGUCCACUGAAGGAUUGUUCAGAGGUAAUGUCUAAGUUCUGAUUUGACUUUAACAAACCCUCCUGAACCAGCAGAAACUUACUUAAGAUGACUAAGUAGACUUCCACAUGCAGAUUCUAUUGAUCAGAGCGGACGAGUGUAGAAUAACGAGAGGAUGCUCAAUAAAGUAUGCAGGGGAAUCAAAGGCACAGAGUCGAUAGAGAGGAAAAGGAAGAAGAACAGAAGAGGUGGAAAGGGGUAAGAGGAUAGGGAGUGGUAUAGAGAAAGGAUUCACUGCAGAACAUCAGUGAAUGAUCAUUAGAGCACUGCGGCAAACCUCCUGCCCCCCACCACCUCCUUAUUCCCCUCUUCCGCUGCCCUCUGUUGACACAUAACUGCAUACAUAACCACAGCCCUGUUUCCAUCCAAGCAAAACUCCUCAACAGUGGAAAGACUCGAUCUCAAUUACUGACAAGAGUUGGACAAGAAAAUCAGGAUCACAACAUUUAAAGCUAAAUAUGGAAAAACAUUUAAAGCUAAAGAGGGCCUUGCUGAUAUUCUGUAUCAAGAUAAAAGAAAAGGUUUUGCAUGUUUGUCAAAGGAACUAUUAAUUGGGUCAGUCAUUCAAACCCCUCAUAAUAAUUGACUUGUUUGAAUGGAAAUGUAGCUUUAAGUUAUGCUGCAUUAGGUUUUUACAGGAGAAGUAAUCACACUAACCCCCACAUACAAUGACUACCUACAGACUGUUGCACAGUACGAUCCAGCACUAUCUAGAUAGAGGGACUGUUACUUGAUUUAAAGGAUGAGAAAGAUUUCGGUGCCUUAAGUGAAUAACUUCAAAUUUGGCACAAAUGUCCACCUGGACUCAAAAAUGAACUGAUAGAAUUUUGGUGGUCAAAGGUCAAGGUCACUGUGCUCUUGUGUCCACCUCAUUCUCAAGAACACGAUAUCUCAAGAAUUCUUUGGAGGGAAUUUUCUCAAAUUUGGCACAAAU